GUGAAAGUACAUAAUUCCGGGCUAUCUGAAACAUUAAUUGGAAUUCUUAAUUUACGACAUUGCGUUGAAACUUCAAAUUUCAAAUCAUCUUCAGCUAUUGGCAAUAUUAUAAAUACCUUAUCCACGAUAUUUUCAACUUCGGAUCUUCCUCUGGUUAUUAAGUCAUCCCUGGAAUACUGA
This is a messenger RNA of Hyphopichia burtonii NRRL Y-1933, 180 nucleotides long. RefSeq lists its product as uncharacterized. NCBI's taxonomy places the organism in Eukaryota, Fungi, Ascomycota, Pichiomycetes, Serinales, Debaryomycetaceae. The record is from RefSeq and is a predicted model, not a curated record. The annotation marks the transcript as partial. The transcript has a single exon.